Messenger RNA from Papilio machaon (common yellow swallowtail), 4310 nucleotides. RefSeq names its product ATP-binding cassette sub-family C member 4. Gene Ontology annotation, molecular function: ABC-type transporter activity; ATP binding; ATP hydrolysis activity. NCBI's taxonomy places the organism in Eukaryota, Metazoa, Arthropoda, Insecta, Lepidoptera, Papilionidae. Gene Ontology annotation, cellular component: membrane. The transcript is spliced from 25 exons. Bases 131 to 4198 code for a protein of 1355 amino acids. Gene Ontology annotation, biological process: transmembrane transport. The record is from RefSeq and is a predicted model, not a curated record.
AUUAUCUUUAUUUGCUAUCGGAAAGCCAUGUAGGGCGCAUGUGUGGUACGUCGUUUAUUAUAACAGUAUUAUUUUAUAAUUGUGCAACACAGUGUCUAGUUGUUAAAAACGUUCAGUGAAACUUUACACUAUGGUUAGUGAAAAGAAAAAUAUUGAGAAAGAAAAAAUGAAAGCAACGCCGAAAGAUGCGCCGGGAAGACUCGCACGAUUGUUUUUUUUGUGGACUUUUCCAUAUUUUUAUAAUGGGAAUCGACGUGAUCUAGAAGAAGAGGACUUAGUUCCAACUACACCUGACUAUUAUUCUAGGACAGUUGGUGAUAAAUUAGAAAGAAAUUGGUUAAUAGAAGAGGCAAACGCAAAGGCUAAUGGAAGAAAGCCUUCAUUGGUUAAAGCUCUUACAAAGACGUUCUUUUGGUCUUUUAUACCAGGAGGCAUCUCUCAACUUUUAUCUGUUGGUAUUAGGACGGCAGUACCCCUUCUAUUCGCCGAACUUCUGACUUACUGGUCCGUGAAUUCAACAACAAGUAAAGCAACGGCCUCUUACUAUGCCAUAGGCAUGAUAUUGGGCAACUGGGUGGCAGCUUUCUUCGGACAUCACGGCAAUUUCCUGUGCCAACAAUUCGGAAUGAAACUUAGAGUGGCUAUCAGUUCUUUAAUGUUUAGAAAGAUAAUGCGUAUGAACAACGGCGCUUUGGGUGAGACGACUGCGGGUAAGGUCGUGAACUUACUAUCAAACGACCUGCAGCGCUUUGAUCUGGCAUUCCUCUUCCUGCACUACAUCUGGAUCAUUCCCCUGCAGCUGGCGGCUGUAUGCUACCUUGGGUACAUGCAGGCCGGCUACGCAGCCCUGAUCGGCUUAGCGGCAUUACUUAUCAUAGCUUUGCCAAUACAAGGUUUACUUGGAAACUUUCUUGGAAGGGUCAGGUUCCGGACUGCAGUGAAGACAGAUGCUCGUGUUAAAUUAAUGAGUGAAGUAAUAAAUGGAAUACAGGUUAUCAAAAUGUAUGCAUGGGAAAUUCCAUUUGAAAAAGUGGUGUCUGAAAAGCGAAGAGACGAAUUAAAACAAAUCAGAAUAGCAUCAAGUUUGAGAGUUAUUUUCCUCGGGUUCAUGGUGUUCACGGAAAGAGCAGCUCUCUUCAUAACAGUUCUUGCUCUUGUUUUAUUCGGGAAUGUCAUGACUGCUAAUGUCAUAUACCCGUUGCAACAAUUUCUUAACACUGCACAAAUUAACGUAACGUUAAUUCUACCACUUGUAUUGACAUUUACUAUCGAAUUGUUUGUUUCAUUAAGAAGAGUAGAAGAGUUCCUUGCUUUAGAAGACAGACUUGAUUUGAUCAAAACAGAAAUGACAACACCAACGUUGUUCCGGAACAUCUCGGGGAGCUUCAGGGAUGAAGGCAAAGAGUCCAGUGUUAGACCUCUUUCAUACCAACCCAAGUCGGAACUAAUGUCAGAACAGUUCUCUAGUAAUGGUUUCGUACCAACGGGGAGGAAGUUCCGUAGAAGCCUAUCACAGCCGAAUUAUGACUUAGCAGUGGAAUUGCGAGACGUAAGCGCCAGUUGGACCGGUGACCCCAAUUUCUUGGCACUGAAGAACAUUUCCUUACGCAUACGCAAGGGGAAGUUUUGCGCAAUCAUAGGGGCCGUGGGGUCAGGCAAGUCCUCCAUCUUGCAAUUAUUACUGAAGGAAUUGCCUGCAGCAACCGGCAGCGUGUCCGUAUUCGGCAGUGUCUCUUACGCCAGCCAAGAGGCGUGGCUGUUUCCAAGUACAGUCAGAGAAAACAUUCUCUUCGGCAAACCUUUUGACAAACAGAAAUAUCAACAUGUAUGCCGAGUCUGUGCUUUGGAGAAGGAUUUCAAGCAAUUUCCUUACGGCGACCAAACGCUAGUGGGUGAGAGGGGGGUGUCCCUGUCAGGGGGACAGCGCGCUAGAAUCAAUUUGGCCCGCGCCGUCUACAGACAAGCCGAUAUUUACUUACUCGAUGAUCCGCUCUCUGCGGUAGACGCAAACGUAGGCCGUCAGCUCUUCGAUGGUUGCAUAAAUGGAUAUUUACGCGGCACUACAAGAAUUCUCGUCACUCAUCAAAUCCACUUCCUCAAGGCAGCUGAUUUAAUUAUUGUUUUGAGCGAGGGCGGGAUUGAAAACAUGGGAUCUUUCGAUGAGUUGGUCUCUUCGGGUAAGGACUUCGCUAUGCUACUCUCCGCACUGCAAGAAGGCAAAGAGAAAGAUGAUAGUACUCUCACAAAAAGUGAUGAAAAAUCAAGACCAGCAUUGUUGAAAGCUAUAUCAAUUAACGAAGGAGAUGAACAAGCACAAUUUGAAGAACAAAAAAUGGCGGCCGAAGAAAGACAAUCUGGAAAUCUUCGCUGGGAAGUUGUUUCAACGUAUUUCAAAGCCGGUGGUAACAUAUUCUUUGUCAUGUUUACCUUCGUCAUGGUUCUGAUGACAGCGGUCUCGGCGGGUGUUGUUGAUUACUGGGUCAGCUUCUGGACUAAUCAGAUGGCAGCCUAUGAAGAAGAAGUUGGUGCAGAUAUGGAACCUGGCUUGGAUGUGCAAGUUGGUCCUUUGACGACAGGACAAUAUUUAAUUACACACGGCUGUCUAGUUCUAGCCACCAUAUUGAUUACUAAUUUCCGAGCCAUACCUUUUGUUCAAUUGUGUAUUAAUGCCUCGAAAUGGCUACAUGAUACGAUGUUUUCUACAAUGUUACGAGGCAUCAUGAGAUUCUUUGAUACUAGCUCUUCAGGCCGAAUCCUCAACCGUUUCACAAAAGACAUCGGUGCAGUGGAUGAAAUAUUACCGAGAACUUUACUGGAUGUACUACAAAUCUACGGAACUUUGAUUGCAAUCCUCGUACUUAAUGCUAUAGCAUUAUACUGGACACUGGUACCAUCAGCUGUGCUUCUCGUUUUGUUCUUAUUUUUCGUGAGAAUAUACACUAAAGCCGCCCAAGGAGUAAAGCGACUGGAGAGUGUCACCAAAAGUCCGGUAUUUGGUAUGGUUACAUCUUCACUAAAUGGUAUUGCAACUAUAAGAUGCUGUGGUGCCCAGGACCGACUCAUUGUUGACUUCGACGCACAUCAGGAUCUACACUCAUCCGCAUGGUACGGCUACUUGGGUGGUGGAGUCACAUUUGGAUUUUAUUUGGAUACAAUGUGUCUUAUUUACAUGACUACGAUCAUCUUUGUCUUCAUAUACAUUGAUUUUGGCAACAUCAUAGCGGUGGGCAGUGUGGGCCUGGCGGUGACGCAGAGCAACACAUUGACCGCCAUGCUGCAGCACGGCGCGCGCAUGUUAGUCGAGUAUGUGGCGCAACUCACCAGUGUUGAACGAGUGUUAGACUACACUAAAGUUGAGACCGAACGGAACCUAUUCGAUGGACCGUCUCCCAUCCCUCCGACUUGGCCCGCGGAAGGAAGGAUCGUGUUUCAAAACGUGAGCCUUCGUUACGCUCCCGACGAAGCACCCGUGCUCAAGAAUUUGAAUUUGGAAAUAGAGAGCGGCUGGAAGGUCGGCAUUGUGGGCAGAACUGGUGCGGGAAAAUCGUCUCUGAUAUCAGCAUUAUUUAGAUUUUCCUUCAUCGACGGGAAAAUAUCGAUUGAUGGAAUCGAUACGGCUAUGAUUGCCAAACAGGGAUUACGUUCUAAAAUAUCCAUCAUCCCACAAGAACCGGUCUUAUUUUCUGCCACAAUUAGAUACAAUCUUGACCCAUUUAACAUCUACAGCGACGACGACCUCUGGAGAGCUCUAGAGCAGGUUGAUAUGAAAUCGGCUGUUCCUUCGUUAGACUUCAAGGUGACCGAAGGAGGUGCGAACUUCUCGGUCGGUCAGAGACAACUUAUGUGUUUGGCCCGGGCGGUUUUGCGCUCAAAUAAAAUAUUGAUAAUGGAUGAAGCCACUGCCAAUGUUGAUCCACAGACGGAUAAUUUUAUUCAACAAACGAUACGUCGUCAAUUCGCGUCAUGCACGGUGCUGACGAUAGCUCAUCGACUAAAUACGAUCAUGGAUUCGGACCGUGUCCUCGUCAUGAGCAGUGGCUGCAUCGCUGAAUUCGAUCACCCAUACAUUUUGCUCUCGGAUCCCAACAGCGCUUUCUCGUCGAUGGUGCGCGAGACGGGAGAAAAGAACAGUCGUCAGUUAUUCGAAGUUGCCAAAGAAGCGUAUUCAAAAAAUAAUCUAAAACAGAAUUUAAGAUGAUCAAUAACGCAUUGCCUGUAAAUGAGUUAUAGUGUCCAAAGAAUAUUCAGAGUAUGUGUUUGAAGCGCAUUUAAAAUUGAAUUGUGUAAAUAGGUUAAGUUUUAGCAUGUGA